This is a messenger RNA of Aureobasidium melanogenum CBS 110374, 1524 nucleotides long. Its product is annotated as kynurenine 3-monooxygenase. Gene Ontology annotation, molecular function: kynurenine 3-monooxygenase activity; FAD binding; NAD(P)H oxidase H2O2-forming activity. The coding region runs from base 1 to 1524 and encodes 507 amino acids. The transcript is spliced from 3 exons. Lineage: Eukaryota; Fungi; Ascomycota; Dothideomycetes; Dothideales; Saccotheciaceae. Gene Ontology annotation, biological process: NAD+ metabolic process; quinolinate biosynthetic process; L-tryptophan catabolic process. The record is from RefSeq and is a predicted model, not a curated record. Gene Ontology annotation, cellular component: mitochondrial outer membrane.
AUGUCAAAGCAAAAGACUGUCAUUGUCGGUGCCGGUCCUGUCGGUGCUCUUGCAGCUCUUUACGCUGCUGGCCGUGGCCAUGAGGUAGAGGUUUAUGAACUACGAGGAGAUCUUAGAGACCCAGCCACUGUUCCACUUAAUUUUACCAAGUCGAUCAACUUGGCUCUAUCAGAGCGAGGCAUUAAUGGACUGAAGAAGGCAAACGUUCCUGGUCUGAUUGACUCAGUACUGGAGGAGACUAUUCCCAUGCAUGGCCGCAUGAUUCACGGUGCAAAACAAGGAGAAAUCUACGAAGAAUCCCAGAACUACGAUAUCUAUGGAAGAGCUAUUCGUGCGGUGGACAGAGCGGGCCUCAACAAGCGCCUUCUCGAUGAAUUGGACAAGAUGCCCAACGUCAAGCUGCUGUUCAAUCACAAGCUGGUAGGUGCUGAUUUCAAGAAGAACAAGGCUUGGUUCGAGAGGCGCGACGAAGGUGUGCGACAAGACCACGCUCAGAACCCAACUCAAGGCAAAGAGGCUUCUCACGCCUCUACCGAAAUCGAGGUGCCGUUUGACUUCAUGAUCGGUGCCGAUGGCGCUCACUCUGCUGUCCGUUACCACUUGAUGAAGUUCACACGCAUGUCAUACCAGCAAGAGUAUAUUGAUACGCUCUGGUGUGAGUUCCACAUGGAGCCAUCAGCAACAAACGACUUCCAGAUCUCGCCUAACCAUCUACACAUCUGGCCAGGCGGUGAAUUCAUGUUCAUCGCUAUCCCAUCUCUGGACAAAUCUUUCACCUCGACACUUUUCUUGCCCGCCAGUAUUUUCGCCGAGCUAGACAAGAACCCUUCGUCCUUGGUAGACUUCUUCAACAAGAACUUCCCUGGUGUGGCAGGCAAGCUCAUCCCCGAGGCCGAAUUGCAGAAGCAAUACAAGGAGAACCCGCAUCUACCACUCAUCAGCAUCAAGUGUUCACCAUACCACUUUGGCUCUUCUGCCGUCAUCUUGGGCGAUUCAGCACAUGCCAUGGUUCCUUUCUACGGUCAAGGCAUGAACGCAGGUCUCGAAGACGUGCGCGUACUCUUCGAACAUCUAGACGAAAACGGUCAAGACGCCACUGGUCGCGCCAAAGCACUUGCCGACUACUCUAGCAAUCGCGCGCCCGACGCAGCAGCCAUCAACGACCUCGCUCUCCGCAACUACCAAGAGAUGCGCGCAGAUGUGGUCUCACCACUCUAUCGAUUGCGCAAGUGGAUCGAGGAGAAGAUGACUGUCUACUUCCCCUCCGCCGGUUUCGCAACGCAAUACUCUCGUGUCAGUUUCGGUAACAUGCGCUACUCGGAAGUGGAGAGGCUGGCCCAGAAGCAAGGCAACAUCCUGCUGGGUGGUAUGGCAGGAUUUGUCGCGCUCAUGAUUCCAGCAAUGGGUUAUGCCAGCUGGGCCAUCUGGAGAUGGAACCGCGCAUCACACGCUUCUAGACUUUCUGUCAAAGGCAUUGCAGGUCUGGGCGGUAUCACCGAGAGAAUCGGAAGAAUCUUCACCUAG